Radiomyces spectabilis is the source of this 336-nucleotide messenger RNA. RefSeq lists its product as uncharacterized. The record is from RefSeq and is a predicted model, not a curated record. The transcript has a single exon. Lineage: Eukaryota; Fungi; Mucoromycota; Mucoromycetes; Mucorales; Radiomycetaceae. The annotation marks the transcript as partial.
GAAGCCAACAAUAACUAUUCGGUUGCGCGGUAUCUCUUUCGACUAGGCAUAUUCGCCAAAAACGCUAUUGAUCUCAACAAUAUGAAGGGAUGUUUGGUGUUCCAAUCGGUUGGCCGGCACACGUUUUUUUAUCUGGUGACUCUUUUGCACGAUGGGAUCUAUGUGAUGUAUGAAAUCACGAAAAUUGAAAUCCCUAUGUGCAUCUCAGACUUGCCAUCCUAUUUGGGACAAAUUGGUCGACUAAUGCAUGUUCUUACGGUUUACCAGACUAUUGUGUCCCAGCUGAUCAGAAAGACGUUGCAACCUACAUUCAGGAAAAAGGAAAUCGAUGACUGA